Molecule: messenger RNA, 1205 nt
Organism: Chaetura pelagica (chimney swift)
Lineage: Eukaryota; Metazoa; Chordata; Aves; Apodiformes; Apodidae
Gene: SEPTIN9
Product: septin 9
Exons: 9
Coding region: 37-1044 (335 amino acids)
Biological process (GO): cytoskeleton-dependent cytokinesis
Cellular component (GO): septin ring; septin complex; microtubule cytoskeleton
Molecular function (GO): GTP binding; molecular adaptor activity; GTPase activity
Source: RefSeq, a predicted model, not a curated record
GCAGGUCCAGAGGCAGUUCCCAGCCACGCGCCCGGCAUGACGGACGUUCCGCGGGAUGCCGGCCCCAAGCAGGCAGCGCCGACGCGGCCGGACAAACCGGCUGCAGACUUCGGCUACGUGGGGAUAGAUGCCAUCCUGGAGCAGAUGAGACGGAAAGCCAUGAAGCAGGGCUUCGAGUUCAACAUCAUGGUUGUGGGUCAGAGUGGCUUGGGGAAAUCCACGUUAAUCAACACCCUCUUCAAAUCCAAAAUCAGCCGGAAAUCUGUACAGCCAACUUCUGAAGAGCGAAUCCCCAAGACCAUUGAAAUCAAAUCCAUCACUCACGAGAUUGAAGAGAAAGGAGUUCGCAUGAAGCUGACAGUCAUUGACACCCCGGGUUUUGGAGACCACAUCAACAAUGAGAACUGCUGGCAGCCCAUCAUGAAGUUCAUCAAUGACCAGUACGAGAAGUACCUGCAGGAGGAGAUCAACAUCAACCGGAAGAAGCGGAUCCCGGACACGCGGGUGCACUGCUGUAUAUACUUCAUCCCGGCCACCGGCCACUCGCUCCGACCGCUUGACAUCGAGUUCAUGAAACGCCUGAGCAAAGUGGUCAACAUCGUCCCGGUGAUUGCAAAAGCCGACACGUUAACGCUGGAGGAGAGGGACUACUUCAAACAGAGGAUAAUGGCUGAUCUUCUUGCCAAUGGGAUCGACGUGUAUCCUCAGAAGGAGUUUGAUGAAGACUCCGAAGAUCGGCUAGUGAAUGAGAAAUUCAGGGAAAUGAUCCCAUUUGCAGUGGUGGGAAGUGACCAGGAGUACCAGGUUAAUGGAAGAAGAAUCCUUGGAAGGAAGACCAAGUGGGGCACCAUUGAAGUGGAGAACACGACACACUGUGAGUUCGCCUACCUGCGGGACCUCCUCAUCAGGACGCAUAUGCAGAACAUAAAGGAUAUUACCAGCAACAUCCACUUUGAAGCCUACAGGGUGAAGAGGCUGAACGAGGGCCAGAGCUCGCUCUCCAAUGGCGUGACCGACAAAGAGCUGGUGGCUCACGAAAUGUAACCGUCUCGCUCUGUAGCCAGGACCUUGCUCGCUCACGCUCGCUGUUUCUCCCCUCUUCCCUCUUUAUUUUUAUAUAAAUCCUCUGCCACUGUCCCUCUUCCCAACCCCCCCCCAGCCCCCUGCCAAUGUUAACUGACCAAAUAACCAGACGCUGUCUCUGU